Messenger RNA from Lontra canadensis (Northern American river otter), 2520 nucleotides. It is a transcript of the gene WIPF3, whose product is annotated as WAS/WASL interacting protein family member 3. Gene Ontology annotation, cellular component: recycling endosome; WASH complex; early endosome. The transcript is spliced from 9 exons. Gene Ontology annotation, biological process: Arp2/3 complex-mediated actin nucleation; retrograde transport, endosome to Golgi; endocytic recycling. The record is from RefSeq and is a predicted model, not a curated record. Gene Ontology annotation, molecular function: gamma-tubulin binding; alpha-tubulin binding; actin binding. Bases 1 to 1650 code for a protein of 549 amino acids. NCBI's taxonomy places the organism in Eukaryota, Metazoa, Chordata, Mammalia, Carnivora, Mustelidae.
AUGUUGCUCGAGGAACAGAAAGGGGCUCUUCACCCGGACGUCAAGGAUCAGAGGUCCGAUCCAAAAGACAAGUCCUGUGACCCUGCGGUCUUUGACUAUGUCGUCAACACAGCUGAAUUGUCCUUUGCCAAACAGAAAAUGGCUACAGCAAGGAUUUGUAAAGCCUAUCUAUACUUCAAGGACCGUCUUAAAGCCUCGUAUCUUCCUUGGGGCUUGACGGAUUAUGGUAUUAUAUGCGGUUAUAAUCAAAUCCCUCUUAUUCCCUUACAGGUAGGUACAGACACUUCCAACUUGAGAAAGGCAGACCCCAAAGGUCGGAGUGCCCUAUUGGCUGAUAUCCAGCAAGGAACUCGCCUACGGAAAGUCACGCAGAUCAAUGACCGCAGUGCCCCACAGAUUGAGAGCUCUAAAGGAACCAACAAAGAAGGAGGAGGGUCUGCAAACUCUCGAGGCGGAAGCACACCCCCAAGCCUGGGAGAUCUGUUUGCUGGUGGCUUUCCUGUGCUGAGACCAGCCGGCCAGAGGGAUGUGGCAGGUGGCAAGAUAGGGCAGGCCCCUGGCUCCCGAGCACCUUCUCCCCGGCUGCCCACGAAAGCUCUUGGUGGCCCACUUAACCCCCCUGCAUCUCCCAGGCUAGGCAGUGCCUCGGAGGCUCAUGGCACCUCCAGGACAGUCCCUCCUCGCCCCAGCAUGCCUGCCCCACCGCCACCCACCCUACCCCCACCUCCUCCACCCCUACCCCCACCCCUGCCCCCUUCCUCCCCCACCAAAGCUCCACUGGUAUCCCCACCUGGCCCGCCCACCAAAGGGAACACCCCAGGGGUUGCUCCCCCUCUCCCCUCUGCACCUCCCCCUCCUCCUCCACCCCCACCCCUCCCUCCUACCACACCCCCAUCCUCCCUGACCUCUGUUCUCAGUGACAAGGCCUUGAAGCCUCAGUUAGCCCCCUUGCCCCUGCCACCCAUCCCACCCCCACUCCCUCUCCUCCCCCCUUGUGGGUAUCCGGGGCUCAGUGCAGAUGCUGCCAGCCCCACCCAAGAUAUUCGGGAGCCUCCUGCCCCACCGCCUCCGCCACCCCCACUCCCUCUUUAUACCUCCUGUACCCCGAGGUUGUCUGUGCCUGCUCCUCCUUUGCCAGGAGCUAACAACAACAGUGAGGCUCCACUCCUCCCACCCCCCAAGUCCCCCAGCUUCCAGGCCCAGCCACCCAAGUCCAGUGCGCAGGCCUUGCCGACACCGCCAGCCCCUCCAGGAUCGCAGCCAUUCCUGCAGAAGAAGAGGCCCGGCCGAGGCCCAGGGACCAGCGGGGGGAAGCUAAAUCCACCCCCAGCACCCCCUGCGAGAUCACCCACCACAGAGCUUUCAAGCAGAAGCCAGCAGGCCCCAGCCUGGACCCCAGCACAGCAGCCGGGAGGUCAGCUGCGCAACGGAAGCCUGCAUAUCCUCGAUGACUUUGAAUCUAAAUUCACGUUCCAUACCAUGGAAGACUUUCCUCCUCCAGAUGAAUAUAAACCAUGCCAGAGGAUUUACCCCAGCAAGAUCCCCAGAAGCCGCACGCCUGGUCCCUGGCUGCACACAGAGGCCACAGGGCAGAGCUCGGAUGACAUCAAAGGCAGAAAUUCUCAGUUAUCACUAAAGACACUCCGGUGAGAAGACAGAGGAAGCCAAUGUCCUGUGAGCCGCCUGGGGGUCCACAUCGCCAGAUGGGCUUCCCCAGAAGAACGUGUCUGGCCUUGCCAUACUUAAGUUGCAAUUCAUUUAACAUGCAAGCUCUGAGUGGAGCAUAUAUUUAUUGUAAAUACGUGGUUUGCACAGGCUUUAAAUCAGUAUGACAGCUCUUAUUUGCAUAAUUUAAAAAAAACACACCCGUAUUAUGUUUCUCCAUUUUCCAAGGAUGCAUCUUGGCAUUCAUCCAUCAUACCGAUAGCGCCCUGUCCCCGCCCCAUGGUGUCCAUUCCAUGACUGUAAAUAAUGCGUGUGGACUGGCCCUUCCUAGAUUCUGAACCAUUUUUAGAAGAUUCCCUCGUUUGCAAGUAGUCCCAAAGUCAUAGUCCCCACAGCGGCUUCUUAUCGGCAUGAUUCUAUAUUCUCCUCACACACACACUGCAAAAUCAAACCCAGUAAUGCCUUAUAAACAUUGCAGCUCAGAGAGAGCAGUGUGUCCCCCCACCCAGAUAAGGCCACACAGCCUCCGGUGAACGAGAUGCCAUGUCUCGCUUCCGUUUUGCAGUACAGGGAUUUUUUUUUUCUGCCUCAUGUAAAUAUGACCCAAAAGAAAGGCAAGAGUGGGCUUGGCCCCUCCGAUGCCAAGCACAGGGCCCUUUUGUAACAGAAAGCUCCUACAAGUAGCCAACGCCCUUCCUGUUUACAGUGCCCCCGGUGCCCACGUGCCCCUGGCUUUCCUCCUGUCCCGCCUAAGUUCCCAACUCCUUCCUGGCUUCCAGGGUAAGGCGAGAUUCAUGAGAUUUAGGUUUGUUUUUUUUUUUCUGCAAGUUAGAAACCUAUGUAACUCAUUAUUAU